GAAAGAGAAAAUUGCUUUAUCCAAUUAUAUCUGUACAAACAAGGAAAAACCCAAAAAUUGACACAAGCGGAAAUGGGCUUAAACACAUCGCAGCAAAUGAAAGAAGAAAAACAGAGAACUGGGGCGUGUAGCAUAGGAGGGAGGAGCUGCUUUACUCCUGGAGGGUCGAGACAAUGAUAAGACGAGUGCAAGGAGGAAUUUUGUCGGAAGGGUUUACAGAUUAGGAUGCAAGUUGCGCCUGUCUUCCACCAAAAAUGUCUUCAAAUUGCCUUGGAAAUUAUUUGGCGUUCGCCGUCCCCAACUCAAAUUCUCACCCUUUUCCUUGCCAUUGCAAUACCUAUUUCUUCUAUUCUAAAUUUAUUAUACGCCCAGAGCAAGUCUGUCAUCUCCACUGCCGCAAGUUGAGUUUUGCGCCAGCACUUGUACCGCUGGCAGCUGCUAGGUCUUCCUCUUCUAACGGUAACGGAACCGAAGACGGGGAAGAAUGUGAAGGACGAGGAGUCGCUGAAGCUAGGGAGGCAGUCAGCUAUUAUCUUGAAGAACUUGGCGUUUCUAAGGAGGAAUCCGUGGAAAUAGCCCUUAACUCACCUAAGUACGUUAGCAUGUUGGUAGAUAGCGUGCGUGACCUGGAUGAGUUUUCCUUAUGGAAUUCCUGGAGCACUGCUGACGCUGAUGAAGAAAAACCAUAUCUUACACGCCCACUGUCAUCUUUCAAGAGGAAGGUCUACAUGAUGGCAAAGCAAAAGGGUGAUAAGGGCAUGCUUCCCUUCUUGGAGAGCAUUGGCCUCACUCUCUCUUCGGCGACCCACUUAGCUCGCUAUCUUUCCUCUAAUUCUCUACCUAGCCUUAUCAAUAAAGUUAAGUAUGUGAAGGAAAUAUUCUUCGCAAACAGUGAUGAUGGAGGACUUAUUGCUAGAAAUGCCCGGCAAAUGAUGAUGCACUUGUCCAUCAGUAUUGAUGAGGAUGUCCAGCAGACUUUGUCAUUUUUUGAGAAGAUUCAAGCAAGGCGCGGAGGUUUGCAUUUGUUAGGUUCUCAAGAUGCAUCUUUCCGACAUCUUAUUGAAUCAUUUCCACGACUUCUAUUGCUACCUAAGGAGAGUCAUAUGAAGCGUCUGAUGGAAUUUCUUGAUGAUAUUGGAGUGGCGGAAGGAUGUAAGAGACAAAUUUUCCUUUUGUUUCCGCCUAUUAUUUUCUAUGACAUUGAAAAGGAUGUUAGACCAAGAUUGCAGGCAAUCCUUAAGGAUGGUAUGGAGGGCAAAGAUUUUGGGCAGAUGUUGCUGAAAUAUCCGUGGAUUCUUUCAAAGAGCAUUCUGCAAAACCACGAGGACAUCCUGAUUUUCUUUGAUGAUGAAAAGGUGCCAAAAACUAGUGUAGCUCAGGCAAUCAAAAGCUGCCCGCUGCUUUUGGGAUUGUCAGUUAACAAGCUGAAAUUGGUGGUGGAACAGUUCCGUAACUUUGGCAUUAGAAAUCAGAAGUUGGGUAAGGUAAUUGCUACAAGUCCACAGCUACUACUGCAAAAGCCUCAGGAAUUCCAUCAGGUAGUGUGCUUCUUAAGGGAUCUAGGUCUGGAUGAUGAUAUUAUUGGUAGGAUACUUGGUCGUUGUCCUGAAAUUUUUGCAUCGAGCAUAGGGAAAACUCUUAAAAGAAAACUCAACUUCCUAAUGGGUAUUGGAGUUUCCAGACGUCAUCUUCCCAGGAUUAUCAGGAAAUAUCCUGAGCUUUUUGUAUGUGACAUUGACAGAGCUUUACUUCCAAGAGUGACGUACUUGAUGCAUGUUGGGCUUUCGAAGAGGGAAGUAGCACUAAUGGUCUGCAGGUUUUCACCAUUGCUCGGCUACAGCAUAGACAAAGUUCUCAAGCCUAAGCUAGAAUUUCUGAUGAAAUCAAUGGAAAAACCAAUAAGUGAUGUAGUUGAAUACCCGAGAUAUUUCAGCUACUCGUUAGAGAAGAAGAUAAAACCUAGAUUUUGGGUGCUCAGGGGCAGAAACAUGGAAUGCAGCUUGAAAAGUAUGUUGGGGAAAAAUGAUGAAGAAUUUGCUGCAGAGUUUGGAGAGAGGAAUAUGCUUGUUCCCCCUAUUUAGCUCUGAUUGGUACUUUUCUAGUGUUGUUUUAAUAGUUAAGUACAUGCACGAAUGGGUAGAUAGCUGGUGGUGCAUGUGCACGAGUUACUCAGUUGAUUUUUCUUGUGAAUAAUAUCAUAUCACAUCAGUUCAAUCUCACUAGGCCUGCAGCUGGUGUUUGGGGUUCGUGUUGUAGAAGAAAUCCUUUUUUGGUAA
Messenger RNA from Nicotiana tabacum (common tobacco), 2276 nucleotides. RefSeq lists its product as uncharacterized. The record is from RefSeq and is a predicted model, not a curated record. Gene Ontology annotation, biological process: regulation of DNA-templated transcription. Gene Ontology annotation, molecular function: double-stranded DNA binding. Lineage: Eukaryota; Viridiplantae; Streptophyta; Magnoliopsida; Solanales; Solanaceae.